Molecule: messenger RNA, 732 nt
Organism: Phodopus roborovskii (desert hamster)
Lineage: Eukaryota; Metazoa; Chordata; Mammalia; Rodentia; Cricetidae
Product: acidic proline-rich protein PRP25-like
Source: RefSeq, a predicted model, not a curated record
AUGCUGGUGGUCCUGCUCACAGCGGCCUUGCUGGCCCUGAGCUCUGCUCAGGAACCAGAAGAUUUUCAGAGCCAAAACCAGAUCCCCAAUCAGAGACCACCUCCUCCCGGAUUGCCACAAAGACACGAACCACCAAACGGAGGAAACCAACAGCAAGGUGGCCCUCCUCCGCCUGGAAACCCACAAGGCCCACCCCCACCAGGAGGCCCACAGCAGAACAGACCACCUCUGCCUGGAAACCCACAAGGCCCACCCCCACCAGGAGGCCCACAGCAGAACAGACCACCUCUGCCUGGAAACCCACAAGGCCCACCCCCACCAGGAGGCCCACAGCAGAACAGACCACCUCCGCCUGGAAACCCACAAGGCCCACCCCCACCAGGAGGCCCACAGCAGAACAGACCACCUCCGCCUGGAAACCCACAAGGCCCACCCCCACCAGGAGGCCCACAGCAGAACAGACCACCUCCACCUGGAAACCCACAAGGCCCACCCCCACCAGGAGGCCCACAGCAGAACAGACCACCUCCACCUGGAAACCCACAAGGCCCACCCCCACCAGGAGGCCCACAGCAGAACAGACCACCUCUGCCUGGAAACCCACAAGGCCCACCCCCACCAGGAGGCCCACAGCAGAACCAAGGCCCUCAGCCUGGAAACCAGCAAGGCCCUCAACAGUCUUCCCAAGGGUUUAGACCACUGGGACGUCCCCAGGGUUUUGGUCCCCAGUAA